UGGUCGCGUGCAGCGCGUUAGCAGCGCUAUGCUAGCUGCCGAGCGGGACUACAGAGCUCCGGGUCGCGGACAGAGGUGGCUUGCGUUGACAGCGGCUGGUACUGAGCGAAGUAAAGGCGGCACAGAACACCGUCCGUCCGGGCUUCUUUUAGGGGUUUAACGUUUCCAAAAGUUGAUAUCUGCAAGUAUGCAGUCUGAGUCGGGAAUAGUUCCCGACUUCGAGGUGGGAGAGGAGUUCAAAGAAGAACCUAAAACGUAUUACGAAUUGAAGAGUCAACCCUUGAAAAACAGCGGCCCGGCGGAGCAGCACUGCUCCUCCAAACCGCCGCUGAGCUCCUCGGCCAUGACAUCACGCAUCCUGCUGCGGCAGCAGCUGAUGCGGGAGCAGCUUCAGGAGCAGGAGAGGCGGGAGCAGCAGAGACAACAGGCCUCCCAGUACCCACAGACCACGGUGGCCCAGACCCCCGCCAUCAAUGUCAGCGUCCCCGCCACGUUACCGCCUGCUGCCCAGGUGCCAAUGGAGGUGCUCAAGGUCCAGACUCACCUGGAGAACCCAACCAAGUACCACAUCCAGCGCUCUCAGCAGCAGCAGGUGAAGCAGUACCUGGGAAAGCUUGGCUCUCAGGUGUUGAGCUUUCCCUGCCACAACCAGUCCUCUGACCACGGGGGCAUGCCGCCAGGGCCGGGCAACAGCGCCCCCAACAGCCCCAUGGCCUUACUGACCCUCAACACCAACUGCGAGAAAGAGAUGGAUGAUGUCAUUGAUGACAUUAUUAGUCUGGAGUCCAGUUACAAUGAUGAUAUCCUCAGCCUGAUGGACCCAGGACUUCAGAUGGCUAACACGAUCCCCUUGAAUGCUAACCUCAUGGACAUGUAUGGUAAUCAGAGUAUAUCCCAGCAAGGUCUCCCCAUCAGCAACUCCUGCCCUGCCAACAUCAAAAGGGAAUACUCUGUUUCACAAUCCCCAGCCAUCAUGCAUAUGAUGGAUAAGUCUGGUUCCUGCGGCAAAUUUGACACCUAUCAAAGGCCUGAAGGGUUCCCUGUGGCAGAGGUAAGAGCAAUGGCAAAGGAAAGGCAGAAGAAGGAUAACCAUAAUUUGAUUGAGAGAAGACGACGGUUUAACAUCAAUGAUCGAAUUAAGGAACUGGGCACUUUGAUUCCUAAGUCCAAUGAUCCGGACAUGCGCUGGAACAAAGGUACCAUCCUGAAGGCAUCAGUGGACUACAUCAGGAAACUACAGCGGGAGCAGCAGAGGGCCAAGGACCUGGAGACACGCCAGAAGAAGCUUGAGCACGCCAAUCGACACCUGAUGUUGAGGAUACAGGAGCUGGAGAUGCAGGCGCGGGCUCACGGUCUGGUCAUCACGUCUUCAGCACUCUGCUCUGCUGAACUCGCGGCCCGGUCCAUUAAGCAGGAGACGGCUCUGGAGGACUGUCGCCAGGACCUGUACACGCUCCACCCCCAUCACCAACACCACACGUCCUGCACUCCAGAACCGCUCGGCACCUUGGAGCCAGAGGGUCACUACAGCAUCCACGGGAAGCCAGGCUCCAAACUCAACGACAUCCUCAUGGAAGACACCUUAUCACCGGUGAGAGGGGGAGACCCUUUGCUCUCGUCCGUCUCCCCAGACACCUCAAAGGACAGCAGUCGCAAGAGCAGCGUAAGCAUGGAUGAGAAUGAUCAGGCCUGUUAGCACCCCCUACUGGAAGACACCUCGCCUGCAUCUCCUACCGUCUCCAUCCUGCUCCAAGUGUUCCUUGUCUGUAGCUCACACACUCCCAGCUGCUGGAUAGGCCUGUCUCUGUUUGUGUCAUGUGUUUGUUGUGUUGUUGUAUUUUUUUCUUCCCCACCCGUGUUUACAUGUAUUGAAUCGUUUCCAUUCAUGUUUUUGCUUGUUUUUAAUGCAGAAUCUUUGGUCUUUUUAAACCCUCAACCUCAAUUUCAAGGACUGAUUAUGAAGUAGGUUUGCUUUAAUCAAUACUUUGAUGACAAUGAGUUGCAAAAAUAGAAGGUUUUUUUUUGUUUUUUUUGUUUUUUUAAAUGCAUUUAUCUUUGAAUAGAGGUUAAAUUGUGUUUAUUUCUAUUGAUUCCAAAGAAUCUAGGGAAGUUAGGAAUCCUGGUCAGAAAUGUAGGUUUUUGUGUUGAGUUGAACACUGCUUUUUAAAUCACUAGCAAUAAUAGAAGAAAUAAAAUCUAUUUAUUACUGUAGUGCUUUACACCUGUGUCUUAGAUUGAACUUGAAUGUGCCAAUGCCUUAUUAAGAUGUGUUCACAUCAAUGUUGUAUUGCUAUGCACAUUUUUUGGCUGUUAGCUGAGUCUCUGUCAGUCUUCCAGUUCAAAUUUCUUCUUCGACAAAUAAUCAUUUGUAAAUUUGAUCUUAUUUAUGUAUCUAUGUAAACAGGACUUUAUGUAAGCAUUUCUCUUUUGAAAAAGACAUUUUUAACAAGGCAUUUAAAAGAGCCUUAUUUUAAAAUAACUGACAUAAUAAAAAGCACAUCAAGCGUAGGAAGCUAAACCCUAACCCAAAAUAAAUCCCCAUUGAUCAUGGCUAAUUGUAGUCUUUUACUCAGUGUCACAAUGAGCAAGAAGCAGCACAACAAUCUAGAAA
This is a messenger RNA of Etheostoma cragini (Arkansas darter), 2611 nucleotides long. Its product is annotated as microphthalmia-associated transcription factor-like. The record is from RefSeq and is a predicted model, not a curated record. Bases 188 to 1696 code for a protein of 502 amino acids. Lineage: Eukaryota; Metazoa; Chordata; Actinopteri; Perciformes; Percidae. Gene Ontology annotation, cellular component: nucleus. Gene Ontology annotation, molecular function: DNA-binding transcription factor activity, RNA polymerase II-specific; RNA polymerase II cis-regulatory region sequence-specific DNA binding; protein dimerization activity. The transcript has 10 exons. Gene Ontology annotation, biological process: regulation of transcription by RNA polymerase II; melanocyte differentiation.